GGUUCCUUGGAAAUAACACAGAGUUUGGAAGAUGAUCCUCUACUGGAUGCACCACUUAUUUCAUCUCAUACGUUGCAUUCCCAGCUGAAGCCAAGAUUUCAUGCUAUCCCAGCAGUUCUUCUUGCCAAUUUUCUGUUGCUAAUACAUGUUGCUUUUGUCGUUCUAGCAUUUUUAGCAGUUAUGUUUUGUUCUUACCCCAAUCCAAAUCAGGAUAAGUGUCCUGGAAACUAUACUCACCCACUUAAAGUGCAGACUGUCAUAAUAAUUGCAAAAGUAAUUCUGUGGGUUCUGCAUGGUUUUUUUGAACGAUACAUCCAGCACCACCACAGUAAAGUCAGAAGCAGAGGUUACUUCUCAAUAUACCGAUCAACAAGACAUCUAAAAAGGCUUCCACUGCUGAUACACUCCACAGGUAAUACAGCCCUGCUUUUGAUUCUGUCAGUACAGCAUUCCUUUCCUGAUCACAGUAAAGUAUACCUGUAUCUUAUCCUGGGAGUCUUGGGGCUGGAGCUGAUUAGCUCCCUGACAUGCCUGGUGAUUUACACAGUGAAAAUAAGCAACUUCAAUCGUGCAAAGCCAAGACCUGACAUAAUUGAAGAAGAAAAGAUGUAUGCCUACCCUAGUCACAUUACCUCAGAAAUCGGAUUCAGGGAAAAUUCAAGUUUAGAAGAGAUAGUUGAGAAGCAAGGAGAUGUAAUUGAAUAUCUUCAGCGACACAAUGCACUGCUCAGCAAAAGACUACUGUCACUAACAUCUCAGCACAUCAAAACUUAACAGCAUUUGGAAAACUGCUACUGGAGCCCUGGAGGGAACACAAGGUAAUGCAGUAUCCAGACUGCUUUGUACACACGACUCUUCCAUCUUUCACAUUUUGAAAUGGAAGUUAAGCUGGAUAAGUCUGCAUACACUAU
This is a messenger RNA of Eurypyga helias (sunbittern), 911 nucleotides long. It is a transcript of the gene TMEM192, whose product is annotated as transmembrane protein 192. Gene Ontology annotation, cellular component: late endosome; lysosomal membrane. The annotation marks the transcript as partial. The transcript is spliced from 5 exons. NCBI's taxonomy places the organism in Eukaryota, Metazoa, Chordata, Aves, Eurypygiformes, Eurypygidae. The record is from RefSeq and is a predicted model, not a curated record.